Molecule: messenger RNA, 1254 nt
Organism: Cucurbitaria berberidis CBS 394.84
Lineage: Eukaryota; Fungi; Ascomycota; Dothideomycetes; Pleosporales; Cucurbitariaceae
Exons: 7
Coding region: 1-1254 (417 amino acids)
Source: RefSeq, a predicted model, not a curated record
AUGGUCUACCGCUUGAUUUCUUCGAGGCAAGCGGGAGGCCCUCCUCCGGUGCCACCACGGUCACCAGAAUACAUGGCCGAGAACCAGGCCCCGCGAUUGCUGGCAGUGGAGGGAACGCUUUUCGCAUUGGCAAUGAUUACGGUGUUGAUGCGCUUCUAUGUUCGCAUAUUUAUGCUGAAGACCUUUGGCUGGGAUGAUUGGAUGAUGGUGAUCUCGGCGUCCCUUAACAUAAGUUGUUUAGGGCUGUUCGUCAAACUCACCCAUUUGGGGCUCGGACUGCAUGCCGAAGCAUUCCCACUAGGAAACAUCUUGCUCUUCUUCAGGUACAUCUACUUCUACUCGAUCUUGAUCAUCUCUGCGUACAGCUUCAUCAAGCUCUCGAUUGGCUUUUUCUUGCUGCGAUUGGCAGACCGCACGAAAUGGAGGUCGUUUCUGAUUUUCAUGCUGGUCUUCAUUGCCAUGUUUACGAUCGGUUCGACAUUUGCCAUCAUCUUCCAGUGUCAGCCGGUGCGAGCUGGCUGGGAUUAUCAGCUACGGCCACCUACUGGAACCGCCAAAUGCUAUGCCCCAGAUAUCUUCAAGAAUGUCGGAGUUUUCAACUCAUCUAUCAACAUUGCGACUGAUCUUGUCUUCGCGCUCAUCCCUAUACCCAUGGUUUGGAAACUUCAAAUCAACAUGCAGACACGGAUUGGUCUGGCAAUCAUUUUGAGCCUAGGUUUAUUUGCCUCAGCAGUAGCCAUCUACAAAACGCCUAUGCAGUAUAAUUUCUUCAAAGAAACCGAUUGGUCAGGGCGAGGAUCGUGGUACUACAUAUGGCAACAGGUCGAGAUGCACGUUGGUAUCAUCGCAGCCUGUCUGCCAACACUGAAGCCCCUCUUCUCGAACUUCUUCGGCUCACUGCGCACAUUCACCAAAGGUCGCACAAGUCGCACAACUGGCUCUGGCAUCAGCGCACCCUUCAAGUCAAGUGGAUAUGUGAAGCACGCCGAUGACCAAAGCAACGGAAGCUUUGCCAUGAAAAACUUGAGUGACGGCUCGCAAUCUCGAUCAAGGGACCCAUAUGAUGAAGAUGCUGUUCUAGGCAAGGACCCAUUGUAUAGGGCGGAGACAGGAAGGGGAAGGCAUGGCAGGGGCAGAAGUGACGCGGGCGAGAGUGAUGAGAGUAUUCUGAGCCACGAUGGGCCUAACACGCGGAGGAGUUUGCCGAGGGGUAUGGCUAUUGUCAAGACUACGGAAGUUAGUAUUCACCGAUGA